AUGAUCAAAUUCGUGAUCCUUGGGAUUCCUUUGCUACAUCACCUAUACCUCCAAAACGCUCUCGUUCGGCAGUGGACACAGGCCUUGACUCAAGGGUUUUUACGUAUAAAUUUUCGCCAGAAUCCUCGACUUACACCAGCACUGCCCACUACCUCAUCCCCUACCACCACAUUGAAGACCCGCCUAAGCCGACUGUUCACACAGUGGUGGCCCAUCCAUGCGGGUGGUGCAAUUCGGCCUAUUGUCGACGUUCCUCUUGCACCAGGUAAACUGCGCUACACCACAGCAGGUGCUCCCGUCGAUGAUGACGAUGAUUCAAUACGUGAUGAAGACGCCACCUUCCCUACUCCUUCGCCGAACCACAAUUCACGACCACUCGCAGCGGGCAUGUCAAUACUGGACAACAUGGAAAGAACCAGCCGCUUUUAA
Molecule: messenger RNA, 429 nt
Organism: Suillus plorans
Lineage: Eukaryota; Fungi; Basidiomycota; Agaricomycetes; Boletales; Suillaceae
Exons: 4
Coding region: 1-429 (142 amino acids)
Source: RefSeq, a predicted model, not a curated record